CAGCCUAUCAUAAAGAAUGAGACCACGAUUGUGCUAAAGAAAUUUCAGACUAUCAUAGAUGGCCAUAGUCCAAACACAAUGGGAGACCUGAAAAAGCUUCAAAGAAAACAUUCCUUUCCUGGCUACCUUUUCGUGGGUUCCACCAAUGAAGGCAGGCACCAUGUUAAUCUACUUUAUUUCAUAACGAAAAUGACCUGGUGUGGUAAAGCACAGCAAAGCCAAAAAGAGGGCAUUUAGAAGUAAACCGAAAAUGCCAAAUCUCAUGCGGCCGCUUUAAUUUACCAGAUUUUUCAAACAUCGGAGUAGGUGCAUCCUAUACCCGUCCGACGAGUAAUUUUACAGGGAAAAAUUAAUACUUUAAUCAGCAGAAGACUUUUUACAGCAGAGAUGUUUAAUGUAAAUACGCCUUUGAUAGAAACAACAGGGGGUUCAAAGUGAAUGUAUACCUAUCGAAAGUGUUUCGAAAAUUAAUUUCACAAUAAUCUGAGGAUAAGUUGCAGGGCGUUUUACAAGAAUGACUAUUUCAUAGUUUCUUCAUUUGUUAAAUGUCCCAGCAAGUUACCUAGUGAAUUUGUGGGUUUGGAAAAAUCAUACUAUUCCCCGAAAAACCCAGCUGGGUAUUGCUGAAUAAGUUUUUGUUUACUUCUUUAUUAAGGCUAAGCUGGAAGAUGCUGAAGUGGUUUGGCUUCUGAUAGAUUUCAGUUGAAAUAUUGCUUCCUAAUCUGCCUAUUAUGAACCUUGAAAAUCUUUCGCGGUUGCCAGAUCUGAGAGUCCAUUUCUAAAGCAAGGUAAAUCUUGUAUAUGCUGACGAAUUCUUCAAUCUGCUAGCAUACUGUGUAAAGAACGAGGCAAUGGUUUAUCAAUAAUUUUAGGCAGAGUUGUGUGAAGAAGAAAUCAUGUUGAGUGGGUCUGAAAUCGAGCAAUAAAUCAGAUCUGGAUGUUUUCUCUCAGGUUGUCUAAAUUUGUCAAUGAUGCAUUCAAUUCAGUAACCAUUGAAAUGAUCCGCUAUAUGAAGGACGCUGUUUGGGGCGAAUCAAUAUGUGGAAACUGAUUCUAUUUGAAGAAUACUGUUUUUGAGAAAUCUUAUCUGGGCAUUGCUGAACCAGACGAUCUGAGCUGGGUCAGGAUGUUGCAGAAAGGGUGGACAAUAUGAUGGUGCUCUACUGAAUUAAUCCUGUUUUUUGAUAAAUGCAGUUCUUGAAAACUCCUCAUCUAAUAGAAGCAGCAACUGCAGCUGGAAUUAAAAUUCUAUGUAUAAAAACCCAAUUUGGCAUCACCCUAGUUUACCAGAGAAUCCCCAAGAAACAAUGGCUUUGAAACCGAUAUUUUCAAUCAUCUUUUUCCUUGUAAUCUCGAUCUGUUGCAUUUCAGUCUCUGCAGAAUGCCCACUAAACUUCAAAAUAUUGUCAAAUUUCUCAGAGACGAUCAGUACAGCCAAAACUAGAAACAUCUCUGAACAAUGCCAGGCUGCACGGCAGGGUCUGCAUUUAGUCCUUUCUGAAUAUCUCCUUACAGAUAGUCGAUUCCUCCCACCAACAAAUUCUUCCUCUGACUGCUGGGAAGCCUUUGAGACACAAAUAAAUGCAUCAGGCUCAAGUUUUGAUAUCAGAAGCAGUUGUGGGUAUGAUACCCUGUCUAUCUCUGAGGGCUGCCUGAACAUCACAACACGAAAAGAGUUUGAAGAAAGGGUCCCCCUCGGCAGCAGGCAGAGCAUGGCUAGUGCUUGUAAUCAAACCCUUACUGGCUCUGCCUGCACAGAGUGCUCAGCUACUUUAUCUACUUCCCCCACAAUUUAUCUCAAGGGGAAUUCUACAUCAAAUUUAACAGACUGUACUUCUUAUCCAAUCAUUUAUGCUGCUGCACUUCUGAACAAAUUUGGGCCGACAGAUGAAAAUACUGCCGAAUGUUUGUUUUUCAUUGCCCUGGGUUUGAAUCAGGAUAAGAAAAACCUGGCUUGGGUAUAUGGCACUGUUGCUGCAGGGGUUUUGUUGGGGGCUAUGGUUAGUGGUUUGUUAGGUUUCUUUUACUGGAAACGAAGGAGAGCCAUUAAGAAAAGAGCCUUGGUGGAGGAUAUUCGUAUUCAUUUUGCUGAGCCAUCUUCCAUGCACCCUAAUAGUACCCUUGUUCGUUUCAGCAUCGAAGACAUCAAGGUAGCCACGAAGAAUUUUCAUAGAGAUAAUAUUAUUGGUGUUGGGGGGUUUGGGAAUGUUUACAAGGGGGUUUUGUCAGAUGGAUCAGUUGUUGCUGUGAAGAGGUUUAAGAAUUGUUCCCCAGCUGGUGAUGCGAGUUUUGUGCAUGAGGUGCAGGUGAUUUCUAGUAUUCGGCACCGUAAUUUGGUGGCACUGAAGGGUUUUUGCAUGGCCCCUGUUUCUAUAGAGGGCCACCAGAGGAUCAUAGUGUGUGAAUACAUGCCUAAUGGUAGUCUGCAUGAUCAUCUCUUUGGGCGUUGGUCUCAUAACAGAUUGGAUUGGGGUGCCCGCUGCAAGAUAGCAGUGGGCAUGGCAAGGGGGCUAGCUUACCUGCACCGGGAUGUGCAACCAGCCAUAAUUCAUAGGGAUAUCAAGGCAAGCAACAUUCUUCUGGAUGAGAAUUUUGAUGCCCGGGUUGCAGAUUUUGGGCUUGCCAAGUUUACUCCUGAGGGCGUGACUCAUGUGAGCACCAGAGUCGCUGGCACACAUGGGUAUGUAGCGCCAGAGUAUGCACUGUAUGGGCAAUUAACAGAGAAAAGUGAUGUAUAUAGCUUUGGCGUUGUGCUUUUGGAGCUUCUGAGUGGUAGAAAGGCUCUCCUUUCAAAUGCACAGUCACAGUCACUGCACAUCACUGACUGGGCUUGGUCACUUGUGAGAAAAGGGAGCAGUUUGGAAGUAAUUGAACAGGAUAUGGAGGAUCCAGGUACACCAGAAGCAAUGGAAAGGUACGUCAUGAUUGCUUUGCUAUGUGCUCAUCCACAGUUGCAUUGCAGACCAACUAUAGAUCAAGCAUUGAAAAUAAUGGAGAGUGAUCUUCCUCUGCCUCAUAUUCCAGAUCGCCCCCUUCCGCUUAUUGCAGACUUGGAAGAUAUUGAGAGGUCUGCUAGUACUAGUGGCUCAGGGCAAUACUCAAGUGCUUCUGGAUAUCAAUCUUACAGCACAGAGAAGAGUUUCAAUGCUUUAGAUUCGCAGAAUGGCCGCUGACAUUCAUCUCAUCUUUCAAACCUGAAAAUGGUGGUCGAAGCUUUGAUUAGACUCUUAACUUGCAGUUCUGUGGACGACAAACUUGAAGCUGCUCAAUUUAUCAUGGAUUUGGAAGAUAUUGAAAUUUAAGAGGUCUGUUAGUAAUAGUGACUCGGGGCAUUACUCAAGUGCUUCAGGACAAUAUUACAGCACAGAUAUGAGUUUCACUGCCUUAUAUUCUCAGCAUGGUUGCUGAAAUUCAUCUCAUCAUCCAGACCUGAAAAUGGUGGUUGAAGCUUUAAUUAAACUCUCACUUGCAGUUCUGUCGAUGACAAACUUGUAGCUGCUCAACUUAACCAAUUCUUCAUGAAUGAUUCUUUGCAGGUGUACAGAUUUGUUUUCUUUAAUUUUGUGGAGAAAUCCUUCAUUUGAGAGUUUGUGCGUACAUUUGAGGUGAGCUUCAUAAUCAAUUGAUGACAAUUCUACAGUUUACUUGUAAUAUAUAAAGCAAAAAAAACCUCACUUAUGUCUUGAGAAAGAAAACCUUGAACUUUUAAGUUCAACAGUUUUAUUGUAGAGACUUUUACUUGUAAUUUUAUGUGUUGAAUUUCACCA
Messenger RNA from Cryptomeria japonica (Japanese cedar), 3767 nucleotides. Its product is annotated as probable LRR receptor-like serine/threonine-protein kinase RKF3. The record is from RefSeq and is a predicted model, not a curated record. The transcript has 2 exons. NCBI's taxonomy places the organism in Eukaryota, Viridiplantae, Streptophyta, Pinopsida, Cupressales, Cupressaceae. Gene Ontology annotation, molecular function: ATP binding; protein kinase activity. The coding region runs from base 1251 to 3173 and encodes 640 amino acids. Gene Ontology annotation, biological process: protein phosphorylation.